Somion occarium is the source of this 1365-nucleotide messenger RNA. NCBI's taxonomy places the organism in Eukaryota, Fungi, Basidiomycota, Agaricomycetes, Polyporales, Cerrenaceae. The record is from the annotation of a GenBank genome assembly.
GCACGAUCAGUAUGUGGGUUUCGAAUACACUCUAAUCAAAACAAUGAGCGCACGUGUAAGCAUCAGUGUUCUGCGGUAGGGAUCGGUGACAAGGUUUGAAAACGUCGGCUUUGCAUUGGACCACAAAGCGAACCGAACUCUUUUUGGUAAGUCCCACAUAGACGCUACCCAAGCGCUUGCGUCCGAAUCCCGUUCAUUCACGACAACCUCCAGCCUCGAUCUCCAAACUUUCCAACAAUGUUUGCUGCACAACUAGCGAGACAGGUGCGCGCACCACGGCCUUUAAGGUCUGUGCGUAGAAUAUCAACAACACCUGCUCGACGGUCGGACGCUCUUUUUGUGCACCGUGACACUCCUUAUAACAAUCCGAAGAUCCCGUUUGCAUUCAAUGCCGAUAACCAGAAGCGAGCGCAGGAGAUCAUCUCGCAUUACCCACCACAGUACAAGAAAGCCGCCGUUAUCCCUCUGCUUGACCUGGCUCAGAGGCAGAACAAGGGAUGGACAAGCAUUAGCGUCAUGAACUACGUGGCCAACUUGUUGGAGAUGCCACCUAUGCGAGUGUACGAGGUUGCAACCUUCUACACCAUGUUCAACAGGGAGCCAAUUGGCGAGAACUUUGUACAGGUGUGCACUACGACACCAUGCAUGCUGCGUGGUGCAUACGAUAUUCUCGGCAAAGUCUGCUCGGAACUCGGCGGUAUCAAGCCUGGUGACACGACCAAGGAUGGAAAGUUCACUGUCAUCGAAGUUGAAUGCCAAGGUGCAUGCAGUAAUGCACCGAUGAUAGUCGUAGGCGAUGACUUCUACGAGGACCUGACACUGGAGACGACCAAGAAGGUAUUGGACGCCUUCAAAAAAGGCGAGAAACCUAAGCCUGGUCCCCAAAGCGGUCGUCAUACAAGUGAGAACUCUGCUGGCCUCACUGCACUUACAUCCAAGCCCUAUGGCCCAGGAGAGUUCUGUACCCCAGAGUUCAGCUAGGCUUAUCGUGUGAUUCUUCUGUAAUGCAUAUAUACUUUUCUGACCAAUCCCGUUUAUAUAAACGAUUUUCGACAUGACCUUAUAAGCUAGCCAUCAAAUCCUUCAAGGUAUCAAGACGGUACAACAAAGAAGAACAUAUUCGUUCGGAAAUACAAUUUUUAGUUUCAACUUAACAACACCAAAUAACUUGUUUGAUAGAUAUCCGCCAGAAACGGCUUAGGACGCUUGAGAAGUCACAGGAGCUGUUUUCUUUCAGUCAAAGGACGAGCGAAGGACCAAACAAUAGGUGACUUACAUCGGCGAUACUAUCGCGUCCACCAGGCAUCUCACGCACCCUGCGAGAUGGCUUGAAGACCGGCUUCUCAGGUUCAGAUUGUUCCCAAG